Messenger RNA from Pteronotus mesoamericanus, 2863 nucleotides. RefSeq names its product protocadherin beta-15-like. The record is from RefSeq and is a predicted model, not a curated record. Gene Ontology annotation, cellular component: plasma membrane. Gene Ontology annotation, biological process: homophilic cell-cell adhesion. Gene Ontology annotation, molecular function: calcium ion binding. NCBI's taxonomy places the organism in Eukaryota, Metazoa, Chordata, Mammalia, Chiroptera, Mormoopidae.
UGUUUUUUUACUUAUGUAUUCAGCAUCAGUACAUAGAUAUCAACAAUACAACUUUGAAUGAUGGAAGAAAUAGUUUAAAUUGCAUGGAUUUCUGAUAAUUUUACUAUUCUCAAGACAUUUCCAAACUCCCUAUAGAUUAUUGGCAUUACUAGAUUAUUACAAAUACAUGAGAAUACAAUUAUAGGAAUUCUUUUCAAAAGCAACGCAUGGUGGCGCUGCAGGCUAAGGCGUGGGGAAAAGAAAAGGGGGAAAAAAAAGCCCAGGAAAUUCAACUACCUCUACCUCAGAUCUCUAGCGGAGGAGAAAAGCCUCUAAGCGGAGGAGAAGACCAGUAAGCCUCCAGGUUAUGCUACUCAAUGACAUUUCCAGACAGAUUACCAAGCGGGAGAUUCAUCGCUGUCUCAGUGCAAUUGCUCCCUAACGCGGAGCUGGGCCCAGUUCCUGCAAAGGUGUCUGUGGAAUAAAGAUGGAGGCCGCAGGGGAGCGCUUUCCUAAACAAAGGCAAGUCGUGAUUCUCUUUCUUUUGGUGGAAGUGGCUCUGGCUGGCUGGGAAUCCCGUCGCUAUUCCGUGAUGGAGGAAACUGAGAGCGGCACGCUUGUGACCAACCUGGCCAAGGACCUGGGGCUGGGAGCGGGAGAGCUAGCGGCACGGGGAGCCCGGGUGGUCACUGAGGAUAACGAACCCCGCUUACAGCUCGAUCUGCAGACCGGGAACUUGACAGUAAAUGAGAAACUGGACCGGGAGGGCAUGUGUGGCCCCGCUGAUCCAUGUGUAAUGCAUUUCCAAGUGUUGCUGAAAAAACCUUUGGGAGUAUUUCGAGCUGAGCUACUGGUGAGAGACAUAAAUGAUCAUUCUCCUGAGUUCCCUGAAAGAGAAAUGACGCUGAAAAUCCCAGAGACUAGCCUUCCUGGGACCGUGUUCCCCCUGAAAAAAGCCCAAGACUUGGACGUGGGCAACAACAACGUCCAAAACUACAACAUCAGUCCCAACUCUCAUUUCCACGUUUCCAUCCACAAUCCAGCAGAUGGCAGGAAAUACCCCGAGCUGGUGCUGGACAAAGAGCUGGAUCGCGAGGUGCAGGCUGAGCUCAGAUUGACCCUCACAGCGCUGGACGGCGGUUCUCCACCCCGGUCUGGCACCGCCCGGGUCCACAUCUUGGUCUUGGACGUCAAUGACAAUGCCCCUGAGUUUGCACAGAGGCUCUACCAAGUGCAGGUUCCAGAGAACAGCCCUGUAGGUUCCCUAGUUAUCAAGGUUUCAGCUAGGGAUUUAGACACGGGGACAAAUGGAGAGAUAUCAUACUCCCUUUCUUACAGUUCUCAGGAGAUAAGCACAACUUUUGAAGUGAACAGCCUUUCAGGAGAAGUCCGACUAUCAAAGCACGUGGAUUUUGAGACCAUAUCCUCCUAUGAGCUGGAUAUAGAUGCCUCUGAUGGCGGAGGACUUUCUGGAAAAUGCGCUGUCUCUAUUGAGGUGGUGGAUGUCAACGAUAACUCCCCGGAACUGACUAUUUCAUCUCUUACCAGCCCCAUUCCGGAAAAUUCCCCAGAGACAGAAGUGGCCCUGUUUCGGAUUCGAGACCGAGACUCGGGGAACAACGGAAGGAUGACUUGCUCCAUCCAGGAUGAUCUUCCCUUCCUCCUGAAACCAACAGAAGAGAAUUUCUACACCCUAGUUACAAAUGGGGCUCUGGACCGAGAGACCACAGCGGAGUACAACAUCACCAUCACCGUCACCGACAUGGGGACCCCAAGUCUGAAAACGGAGCACAACAUCACCGUGCUGGUCUCCGACGUCAACGACAACGCCCCCGCCUUCACCCAGACCGCCUACACCCUCUUCGUCCGCGAGAACAACAGCCCCGCCCUGCACAUAGGCAGCGUCAGCGCCUCGGACAGAGACGCGGGCGCCAACGCCCAGGUCGCCUACUCGCUGCUGCCGCCCCGCGACCCCAGCCUGCCCCUGGCCUCGCUCGUGUCCAUCAACGCGGACAACGGGCAGCUGUUCGCCCUGAGGGCGCUGGACUACGAGGCCCUGCAGGCGUUCGAGUUCGGCGUGGGCGCCACGGACCGCGGGUCGCCGGCGCUGAGCAGCCAGGCGCUGGUGCGCGUGCAGGUGCUGGACGCCAACGACAACGCGCCCUUCGUGCUGUACCCGCUGCAGAACGGCUCCGCGCCCUGCACCGAGCUGGUGCCCCGCGCGGCCGAGCCGGGCUACGUGGUGAGCAAGGUGGUGGCGGUGGACGGCGACUCGGGCCAGAACGCCUGGCUGUCGUACCAGCUGCUCAAGGCCACGGAGCCCGGGCUGUUCGGCGUGUGGGCGCACAACGGCGAGGUGCGCACGGCGCGGCCGCUGGGCGAGCGCGACGCGGCCCGGCACCGGCUGCUCGUGCUGGUCAAGGACAACGGCGAGCCGCCGCUGUCGGCCAGCGUCACGCUGCACGUGCUGCUGGUGGACGGCUUCUCGCAGCCCUUCCUGCCGCUGCCCGAGGCGGCGGCCGACGCGGCGCGGGCCGACCCGCUCACCGUCUACCUGGUCGUGGCGCUGGCGUCGGUGUCGUCGCUCUUCCUGUUCUCGGUGCUGGCGUUCGUGGCGGUGCGGCUGUGCAGGAGGAGCAGGGCCGGCUUGGCGGGUGGCUGCUCGGUCCCCGAGGGCCGCUUUCCGGGCCACCUGGUGGAUGUCACGGGUACGGGGACCCUGUCCCAGAGCUACCAGUAUGAGGUAUGUCUAACGGGAGGCUCAGGGACCAGCGAAUUCAAGUUUUUGAAACCGAUUCUCCUCAAUAAUCAGGAACAGGGCCUUGAGAGGAAUACUGAAGUAACCCCUGCCUUUCAAAAUAGCUUUGGGUUUAAUAUUCAGUAA